AUGGUGAGUGAAGUAGUAGAAAAGAAACUCUACGAUGCUGCAUCAAAAGGAGAUGUCGCAAUACUCGUACGACUAGUCGAAGAAGAUCCAUAUCUUGUUCAUGGAGUCUCGUUUCCAUUUUCAAGAAAUCUUCUACACGUUGCAGCAAUGCAUGGACAAGCAUCCAUUGUUGAAGAGGUGCUCAAGUUUAAUCCGAGGCUAGCGCGGAUCUCAGACUCUCAAAAAUCAUCCCCUCUUCACAUUGCAGCAGAAGAAGGGCACGUGGAGAUCUGCCAAAGGUUGUUAUCAGUAGCCCCCGAGGCUUGCUGGUGGCGAGACUGCCAUGAUAUGAACCCGCUUCAUAUUGCAGCCAUGAAAGGACAUGUUGAGAUCGUGAAACGUCUCCUUCAAGAGAGCCAUUUGCUUGUUAUGGAGAGGUUACAUCGCAAAGAGACUGUGCUACACUUGUGCGUAAAACACGGUCAACUUAGGACGCUCAAGGUUUUAGUAGACCGGUUAGGAGAGGAUCUUGUUGAUGCAUUUGAUGAGGAUGGUGAGACAAUAUUGCAUUUGGCUGUCAGGGCCAAUCAACUUGAGACCGUACGAUACUUGGUGGAAAGCAAGAAAAUAAAGAGGCGAGCACGUAAUUCGACAGGCAAAACACCACUGCAAAUCUUGAAUGAGAGCCCUCGGUACACAAGUAGUAGCUAUUCGGAGAUUAGAAGAAGCUUGUUAAAAUUGUUACAGCCAUCACUUGAGAGUGCCAUGCCCGAGAUGACCAACACGACAAUGGUGGUGGUGGUCUUGAUAACAACGAUGGCAUUCCAGAACGCUGUCAAUCCACCAGGCGGCAUGUGGCAGGAAGACACGUCAUCACACAAGGCCGGUGAAGCUGUGAUUGCAUAUACGCAUCCACAUAUAUACAAACAUUUGGUACGUGCAAACAUUGUGGCAUUCGUUUCAUCCAUCCUCACAAUCUUUCUCAUCGCCAGUGGACUGACAUCCAGAAACAUUUUUCUGUUGAAUAUUGCUUUGUUUGGUAUGUGGGUGUCGCUGAUAGCUAUCGCAGUUAGCUACGGAGCAUCUACAAUGGUGAUCACUCCCAAUACCAAAACUAAAUCAGUGGACCUUAUUGUUGUCAUAAUCAGCCUUAUAUCCCUUAUCUCCUUUCUAGUUGCAUUACUCUUUGUUCAUAUAGCAAUGAUGUACUUCAGCUGGAGGGGAAAAAUACGAGGUCGGGAAGAUCUUACAACAGAUCCGCUACCCAAACGCAUCCUUUACCGGAUUUUCCAACGUUUGGAGACCUGGGGAUGUUUGAGACCCAAUCAUUUAUGAAUUUCUUAUGCUCAAUGUUCCACAUGUAUGUAUAAAGUUGGGAGUUAAUUUCCAUACACAUUGUUCAACUUAUGCACCUAAAUCAAGCAAACCAUAUUUUCAAAAUCUA
Salvia hispanica is the source of this 1423-nucleotide messenger RNA. NCBI's taxonomy places the organism in Eukaryota, Viridiplantae, Streptophyta, Magnoliopsida, Lamiales, Lamiaceae. The record is from RefSeq and is a predicted model, not a curated record.